Messenger RNA from Armigeres subalbatus, 955 nucleotides. RefSeq names its product cuticle protein-like. The transcript is spliced from 2 exons. The record is from RefSeq and is a predicted model, not a curated record. Bases 78 to 812 code for a protein of 244 amino acids. Lineage: Eukaryota; Metazoa; Arthropoda; Insecta; Diptera; Culicidae. Gene Ontology annotation, cellular component: extracellular matrix.
ACUGAAUUUUCUUCUAAGAGUACAGUUCGAUUUCUUCUACUAUUCAGUUAACAUCCACUUGUAUAAUUUUGUACAAAAUGGCAUUCAAGUUCGUUAGCUUCCUUGCCUUGUUGGCCGUUGCCCACGCCGGAGUUCUUGCCCCAGCUGCGUUGUCAGCUCCUCUAGGCAUUGCUUCCCCAAUUACCAACGUGAUCUCUGCCGCUCCCCUGCUGCAGAAGACCAUCCUGGCUGAUCCCAACCCACAGUACUCAUUCUCCUACGCAGUCUCCGAUGCCCUGACCGGUGAUCAGAAGUGGCAGCAGGAAUCCCGCAACGGAGAUCUCGUGCAGGGAUCUUACUCACUUGUUGACCCAGACGGCCUCCAGCGUACCGUUGACUACGUUGCUGAUUCGAUCCAGGGAUUCAAUGCUGCCGUCCGUCGUGAACCGAUUGGUGUCAAGGCUAUUGCUGCCCAACCCCUCCUCGCUGCCCCAGUUGCCAAGACCAUCAUUUCGCAGCCUGCUUUGUCCAGGACCAUCCUUUCGCAGCCAGCCAUCUCAUCUAUCGCGUCUCCUCUGGCCGCCCGGACCAUCAUUUCGCAGCCAGCUUUGACUUCAUAUGCCUCUCCUUUGGCGACCUCUACCAUCCUGUCGCAACCAGGGCUAGCUUCGUUGGGCUCUCCCCUGGGUGCCAGGACUAUCCUAUCGCAGCCAGCUAUUUCCGCUUAUGCCGCUCCUUUGGGAGCCCGGACCAUCAUUUCGCAGCCAGGUUUGGCUUCGAUCGCAUCUCCCUUGGCCACCAAGGCGAUCCUGUCGCAGCCAGCUUACUACUAAGCGAUGAUCUGCUAUUACAUUGCCCAAACGUGAUAUGACCAAAAUGACUGUGUAAAAUGACCUGCCUUAUUUAUAGCUAAUAAAAUGUCGAAUAGAUGAAAAGUCAUCCUAAAACUAAAAUCAACGCUUGUUUAAAAUAUUCU